GCAGAAAACACAUCAAAUCGCUAAAAACCACUACGAAGAGCUACUUCUCGAAAAUGCUCUCCAUUCAGCAACUGAUCAAAGCUCUCCGCAAACUGCAAAACAGCUGCGCUAGCAAUAAUGGCCGAGAUUUGAUAAAAGAAAACCUCAAACGAGUUGCCGUCGUUGCUUCAGCAACCAAUACUACAAGAAAUGUAGUAUUAGGAAUGUCGGCGUCAGUAUCACCCACUCGCCAAACAGCCGAAGGUGCAGCUGAAUUUGGACCAACCAUUGUAACGUCACUACCAACGCUAAACGAUGCAAUGAUAUCACCAAAACAACCCCGAAAACUUAAGCGAGAGCAUGAGCAACAGCUGUUGCUGGCCACCAAUUCUAGUCAACCACAACAACAAAAAGAGCAAUCAUAUCAACUAGAACAAAGGCAGCAUUCACAAGUACACGAAGUCAACUGUCAAGUUGGUCGACAACGUAGCGUCAGUCUUGAUUCGCCUGCGAUUGAAAACGGUGGUGUCACUGCUGGUCCGGAAUACCAAAUUGCCGUGAAUUCAUUGAAGACGACGUCGACAAGCGCGCAAGCUUCGAAUUACACAACAUCACUUAUUUAUACUACAACAACACAGUCCCAACAGAUACAUAAAUUCUAUCAGCAGCAUCUGCAUCAUUUCCAUACCCAAAACAAUAAAAGUUUGAAAAAUAAACAAACACAAUAUAACACAAUGUCAUCUUUGGCUGCUGAACCCAAAGCUCUAAAACAGGCUGAUCAGACUGGAGCCACUACAAAUGGACAACAUCCGUCUCAGGAUGCAAGCAGCUCGAAUGGUAGUUGUUGCAAUGGCAAUGAACGGAAAAACUCAUCCGAUAAACCAUGUUUCAAUACAGGACUGGGACAAAUCCUACAAUUUAUGGAGUUGAUAGGCAAUUUAAAGCAUACAAAGCGUACCGGUUGGGUACUGCGCAACGUCAGCGACCCUGAAUCCAUCUCCGGCCACAUGUAUCGCAUGAGCAUGAUGACGUUCCUAUUAGACGGCAGCGAAGGGCUCAAUCAGAUACGUUGCAUGGAAUUGGCGCUGGUGCACGAUUUGGCGGAGAGUGUUGUCGGCGAUUUGACACCGUUCUGUGGCGUUUCUAAGACGGACAAACGUGCAAUGGAAUUCAAAGCAAUGGAAGACAUUUGCAAGCUGAUUGAACCACGGGGCAAGCGUAUCAUGGAAUUAUUCGAGGAGUACGAAGCGGGCGAAAGCGCCGAAUCGAAGUUCGUUAAAGACCUGGAUCGACUCGAUAUGAUUAUGCAGGCAUUUGAGUAUGAGAAACGUGAUAAGUGUCUAUUAAAACACCAAGAAUUCUUCGAUUCCACAGAGGGCAAAUUUAAUCAUCCAUUCAUUAAGAAGCUCGUUGAUGAGAUUUAUGAGCAGCGGCAGAGCUUAGCGCGCGCUGAAGGCGCUACGCCACCACCACCGGUGGUGGUGCCCGACAUAGAAGCAUUGCCCAGCGUCAAUGGCCAAAGUAGUAGUGGCCACGACGUGGCACCGGCGCAGGCCACUAUUGAGGAUUCGCCAAAAAGCAAUACCAGCGCCUCAAGUUGAUUGCGCAGCGUGUAAAAGUGCGUACAACAGCAGAGGCAAGAGCGAACAGCUUAUAAGCCAUAGAAACUUGUUAGUCACGGAGUUUGACAAAAAUAAAGAAAUAAAAUUCUUUCUUCUAAUGGAGCAGAAAUCGCUAAAACUUUAGGCGUAUAUAGAUAGCUAUUUAGUCUGUGUAUAACAAUUUACUUUUGUUUUGCACCACACAAACCAAAUCAAUCUUAAUUUUUAGAGCAACUAUCAUUGUUGUUUCAUUAUUUUAUAUUUAAGUGCAUGUAGUUUGAAUUAACUUUAUUAUGUACGUGGUAGUAAAUAAUAUUUUAUUAACCACAGAAUUACCUGUACGCUAUGACAAAAGGUUGUAAAGCGAAGAAUUUUAAUUUUGUUUUUCUUUUGUUGUGUUAUAGCGAAGACAGUUAAAUAUUGUAAACUUAUUUAGCGAUAUAAGUAAUUUACUUUUCCAUGCCGCAGUUAGAAUAUUGUAAAAAUUAAGCAAACAAACUGAAAAGCCAUUUUAUCUAAAAUAAUCUACAGUUUAUAGUAUCAACAACUAAAUAAUGAAAUAAUGAAAAAUAAACUUAAAACUAAGAAAAAAUAAAUCUAUAUAUUUAGCUGAAAGUUUGUGGAAAUGGACUUAGCGUUAAUCUCCAAUUUCUCUUUAGAUUCAAAAUAUUUUUUGCUCUAUUCAUGCAACGUGUGAUAAUUGCAAUUUCAAUUUCAGAUUCCAUUAAGGAAAGUAUUUAGUUGUAGAUACUACUUAACCUAUGUGCUUUAUUUUCCACUACUAAUUUCUUCCCAGGUAAAAUACAAUCACCCCUAUUGUGAGUGUCGACUAGUAGUAGAUAAGCGACUAUUAGUCGAUGAUGGAAUAUCCAUGGUAUUUUGAAUGUCGUUUUCUCGUUCAAUAAGUGAGUGUGAAUAGUUUUAGUCGCUCAUUAUUCUACAAAAAAGAGUUGUGAAAGGAUAAACUACUGAUAACUUUUCACAGUCGCUUAUUGACCAAGAAAUGGACAUUUACAAUACCAUGGAAAGUCGAUAAUCGGGUAACAGUCCUUUAUCUACAAUUAGUCGACACUCCCUAUAGGGGUGAAUAUUUUCAACAAAUAUACAAUUUUUGGAUGAUUAGGAGUAAUCAUUAAGAGCAGAAAGAGAAAUUAGCUACCAUUAACAUUUGAUAUUUCCAAAUACAUAUGCAUGUACAAAGGUGUAUACUGAAAGAUUUGUAAUUUGAAAGACAGUCGUAGGGUAUAAAUAAAUGCAAUGAGAAUUAGAUGUAUAGAAGAGUAUAAAAAUAAAAUAAAAACACAGACAUUGUACGCAUUUUAAGCUACAUACGCAUUAAACCACACCAAAUUAUUUUCUCAUCGAUGACCAUCACCUAACUCUAUUUUCAUUUGAAUUUUUUAAGCACUCCAAAGUUUUUGUUGUAGCUUUAAGUUUGUAAAACAUAUUAUAUCGCAUGUAACUUAAGUUGAAAUCUAGUGCGCUUGAAGCCAGCUCAUAAACACAUCUUAAAAGUUUGACAUACGUAACUACGUAUUCACACUUCUAAAGAAAAAGUAUUUUAUUAAAGCGACCCAUACGUCUUUUAUUUUGAGGUAGUCUGGAAGAAAAUGGCUCUAAUAACGAAUAUUAAUCAAAAACUUUGUACUUGUGUUAAACUUUAAAAGAAAUAAGAGAAUUGAAACUCUUAAAACUUGCAAUUCGUUUUAAAAUAUUGUAAAUUGGUUCGAGUUUUAAUCCAAUAGUUCGCUCAAUUUCAUAAAAUGUAAUAUUUUUGUUCCUAAAUUUUAAGCCGAAACACUAUAUGAAUAAUCAAACACAAGGAAAAAAUUAAAUUCGCGAAAACACAACACAAAAAACUGCUUUUGUAUUAUUUUCUGGCGGGUCAAUCUUAUUUAGAGUGUGUAUAUAGUGAGAUUGUUGAUAUUUUCAAAAAUAUCGUUUUUCGAUAUAUCGAAGUGGCGAUAUUGAAAAAACCGUCGUAUCGAUAAUACCAUUUUGGAAAUAUCGAUAUAUCGCACUAAAAAUCAUUUGAAAUUUGACAGCAUUAUUUAAGAAUCCUUGUUCAAUAAUAGUUUAAAAUAAAAAGAAGAAUAACUUACAGUAUGAUUUAUUUUACAUUUUCGAAAUGUGAAAAAUCUGUUGGCAGACAUAUAUCAAUCCUUAAAGCUCAGUUAUGCAAGACUUAGACUUGACUUCACUUGUGUGUAUGUAUUUACACAAAAAAAAGCUUCACUUAGAAAUUUGGAGAACUAUAGAUUUUUGAUUUCUAAGUGCAAAGAGAGCCGUGAGAUAAUAAUGCUGUCAUUUAAAU
Molecule: messenger RNA, 3894 nt
Organism: Rhagoletis zephyria (snowberry fruit fly)
Lineage: Eukaryota; Metazoa; Arthropoda; Insecta; Diptera; Tephritidae
Cellular component (GO): cytoplasm
Molecular function (GO): 5'-deoxynucleotidase activity
Source: RefSeq, a predicted model, not a curated record